Messenger RNA from Spodoptera exigua (beet armyworm), 1425 nucleotides. Lineage: Eukaryota; Metazoa; Arthropoda; Insecta; Lepidoptera; Noctuidae. The record is from the annotation of a GenBank genome assembly.
GGCCCGCGUAGGAGGGUUUCGCGCCGAUUUCUGCAGCGUUCCGUUUCAUUCAUUCUAUGUGACUGUCGAGAUAAAGUACUAAGUGCUAAUCAAACUAGGCGGGAGACAAAUUAUUCAUAGAUAACAUAAAACAUAAUACAAACUUGCUUAGUGUCGUUUGGCAUAGAGAACGAAUAUCGCGCGUUCUAAGUUUGAAAAAGAAAAAAAUAUAAUAAACGCGGAAAAUGUGUUCGAAAUGGGAUAAUGAUGAGGUUAUCCAGAGAUUUAGAGAAUAUAUAAGGAUUCCUAGCGUCCAUCCUGACAUUGAUUAUGAGUUUCUAAAGAAACAAGCGCAUGAUUUGGAUUUGCCGGUGGCUGUGUACGAGUUUGUACCGAAAAAGCCGGUGGUGGUGAUAACAUGGGAGGGGGCACAACCGGAGCUACCAUCCAUCCUUCUCAACUCGCAUAUGGAUGUUGUUCCUGUUUAUGAAGAACAUUGGACCUACCCUCCAUUCGAUGCUGUUGUGUCAGAAGAUGGCUUUAUCUACGGACGAGGUACCCUGGACAUGAAGGGUAUAGCCAUGAUGCACUUAGAAGCAGUCAGGAGACUGAAAAAUGCUGGAGUCAAGUUGAUGAGAACUGUUCAUUUGUCUUUUGUACCAGAUGAGGAAACAGGUAGUGUGGACGGCAUGCGGGUCUUCUCAGAAUCUCCAGAGUUUAAAAACCUGAACAUUGGCUUCGCCUUAGACGAGAGCGCACCCAACUUGCAUCCGACGGAAAUCAUGGCGUUUUAUGGGGAAAGGACUUCAAGGCAGAUCGUUGUGACAUGUCGUGGUGACCCCGGACAUGGUUCUUUGCUCAGCUCUAACACUGCUGGUGAAAAGUUGCAUUACAUUAUAGACAAGUUCAUGACGCUUCGUGCUGAAGAAAAGAGGAAGGCAGACAGCGGCACCUGGGUCGGAGACAUUACUACGAUCAACUUGACACAAUUAUCGGGUGGAGUCCAGAUAAAUGUGCUCCCUGAAAACCUAUCAGUAUCAUUCGAUAUAAGAAUAGCUCCUGACGUUGAUCAUGAUGAGUUUGAUGACAUGAUAUUAAGAUGGUGCAGAGAAGCAGGCGAUGGAGUCACCUUCGAAUACGUAGUCAAGAACCCACAAGUUAAAAACACAAAAAUAGACGGCAGCGUCCCUUUCUGGGAUGUUUUGAAAAACGUCGUCGCUGACAUGGGAUAUACAAUAAAAUGUCUGAUAUGCCCCGGAGCAACGGACGCGCGUCACAUUCGUCGACAGGGUAUUCCAGCCAUCAACUUCUCCCCAAUUAUGGACACUCCCAUGUUAUUACAUGCACACAAUGAAAGAAUACAUAUAGACGUCUUCAAAAAGGGAAUCGAUAUUUUCGAGAAUGUUCUUAAAGCUGUCGCUAACGUUCCAUGAAUAAGUAAAAUAU